Molecule: messenger RNA, 1194 nt
Organism: Photinus pyralis (common eastern firefly)
Lineage: Eukaryota; Metazoa; Arthropoda; Insecta; Coleoptera; Lampyridae
Gene: Rpn11
Product: 26S proteasome non-ATPase regulatory subunit 14
Exons: 3
Coding region: 137-1072 (311 amino acids)
Biological process (GO): protein deubiquitination; proteasome-mediated ubiquitin-dependent protein catabolic process
Cellular component (GO): proteasome regulatory particle, lid subcomplex
Molecular function (GO): metallopeptidase activity; proteasome binding; protein binding
Source: RefSeq, a predicted model, not a curated record
GCAUCAUCCCGGAUCCCCCUCUUAUGUUUUUAAAAAUUUGCUGAUUUGUUCUAGGAUCCAUCCCUGUGAGAAGUCUUUUGUGUUAAAAAGUUAUAAACAAUUCGAAUUGUGACAAUCAAAAGUCGUCAGUAACAAAAUGGAUCGUUUACUAAGAUUAGGGGGUGGAAUGCCGGGACUUUCGCAGGCUCCACCACCACAGGAUGCCCCGGUUGUCGAUACUGCCGAACAGGUAUACAUUUCUUCUUUGGCUUUGCUCAAGAUGUUAAAACACGGGCGUGCCGGCGUUCCCAUGGAAGUUAUGGGAUUAAUGUUGGGAGAAUUCGUCGAUGAUUACACGGUUCGCGUAAUCGACGUCUUUGCCAUGCCCCAAACCGGCACCGGUGUCAGUGUUGAAGCCGUCGAUCCGGUCUUUCAAGCGCGGAUGUUGGAUAUGUUACGACAAACAGGCCGACCUGAAAUGGUGGUCGGCUGGUAUCACUCUCAUCCCGGAUUUGGCUGUUGGCUGUCGGGGGUAGACAUCAACACCCAACAGUCAUUCGAAGCGCUUUCAGAGCGGGCCGUUGCCGUAGUGGUCGAUCCAAUCCAGUCUGUUAAAGGGAAAGUGGUGAUAGACGCUUUCAGGUUAAUCAAUCCAAAUAUGAUGGUAUUGGGACAAGAGCCGCGACAGACUACCUCAAAUUUAGGUCACUUACAAAAACCAUCGGUGCAAGCUUUAAUUCACGGCCUGAACCGCCACUACUACUCCAUAAGCAUCAAUUAUCGCAAGAACGAAUUAGAGCAAAAAAUGUUAUUAAAUCUCCACAAGAAAUCCUGGAUGGACGGUUUGACCUUAGCAGAUUACAGCGAGAACUGCGGAAUAAAUGAAAGAACCGUUUCUGAUAUGUUGGAUCUCGCGAAGAACUACAAUAAGGCACUAGAGGAAGAGGAAAAAAUGACACCCGAGCAGUUGGCAAUUAAAAAUGUCGGCAAGCAGGAUCCGAAAAGGCAUUUGGAGGAAAAGGUGGAUGUGUUGAUGACAAAUAAUAUCGUUCAGUGUCUAGGAGCGAUGCUCGAUACUGUUGUAUUCAAAUAAUUCUUAUUAAAUGUAGGCUUUUUAUAUAGACAGUAUUUAUUUCUGAUCUACACGAAGCGAAGUUUUUGUAAUAAUCAUCUAUACUUUAUAAUAAAAGUUGCUUUUUUUUAUUUCGAGGGGAA